Molecule: messenger RNA, 4074 nt
Organism: Rhopilema esculentum
Lineage: Eukaryota; Metazoa; Cnidaria; Scyphozoa; Rhizostomeae; Rhizostomatidae
Source: RefSeq, a predicted model, not a curated record
ACCCAUUUGCCUUUGAUCGCGCAUCAAUAAACAAUAGCCUGAGUUUGUUAGCAAAAAAUCAUGAUGUAGUCAUUCUGCGUAGGCUUAUCAAGUACACUGAGUUAAUCCCGAAAAAUAAAAGAAAAUAAGCGACGAAUCUUUACAUAUUAAUCAUAAACGCACUUGUUAACAUUAUCAAGCUAUCAAAACGUGAGGACUGGUAAGUUUUCGUAUCAUUUUUAGCAAGUUUUGUUUCUUUUUCAAAUUCAUAGUGUCAGACUUGGCAGGUGAAGCGAAGUUCAUGUUGUAUGGAGGGUUUCCUUCUGUAUCAUGGUAGAGAAUUUACUUACUAUAUCGGUGGAAAGAAAAAGAACACAACUUCAAAAUGUCAGGGCAUCGUUACUCUCCAAGCACCCAAAAGCACGAACAUUCGGCCAGUUUUGUGCAUAAAAAUGGGAUGAGGUCCCCGAAGAUAUCACCUUUGUCCCAGUCUCUUUUGGACGACGGGGAAGAUAGAGUGCAACUUCACCGAUUGAUUAUAGCCAACGACAUUGUGGUGUGCAUGCCACAGGUGAACAAAGUAUUGCGUACGGUCUAUCAAGUACUGUCACAGGCCAACUACUACCUGUCAAAGCAUGGCAUCUCCUCAAGGCGCUUUUCAGGUGCACAGCUUAUCAAAAUCAAGAUGUUAGGGAUCCUAAACCAUGACGCAAAAGUAUGCUCAUACAUCAAGCAACAAGAAGCAGAAAGGAUAUUUGAUAGCUUCGACCUUUCUGGUAGUUGUCACAAAAGUGGCAAGAUCACAUGGAUGGACCCUAUUCUUCUGGACGAGAAUGGCCCUGAAGCAAUUAACGGAAGCAAAGAUUCAGAUUCGGACCGCAGAAAGUCAAGCGCCAGCCCGGUCGAUAUCCAAGUGUUUGAACUGAAUAAAGAUUACGUUGUCUGCGCACCAGAUAUCCAGAAAGUCAUCCAGACUCACUUUAAUCAAGGAGCAACAACUGGCUACUAUUUUUCUAAGUUAGGUAUUGUGCCCUUCAAAUUCAUACAUUCAGCUCAUUUGGAUAAAGUAAAGGAACUUGGUAUUAUCAAGAAGUCAGCUGUGCAUUGCACGUACGUUGCAAAGGAUGAUGCGAAACGCGUGUUUGAAGCCUAUGGAAUGACCCCUGAAGAUAUGAAAUCGAAGAUUAAUUGGCUAUCAGCCAUUAGCCUUGAUGAUCUACCAGGAUGGAGCUCCCAUCGAUCUAUUAAGAGAGAACAUAUGCAAAGUCCAUCCCAGAACAGCAGUAGUCCCCAUGGAAGUGAACAGUAUGAUGAUGAUGUUAAGGACAAUGCCUAUGGUUCUAAAAUCGAAAAGAAGCUACCUGCAAAAGUUAGUGUGUUUCUAGUUGAAGGGAAAGAGGUGGUGUGCAUGCCCGACAUACACCGUAUAGUGCAAUCAGUCCAUGGCAGUAGCAUACAGGUUAAUUAUUAUCUGAAUAAACUGCACGUGAAGAAGAAGCGAUUUUGUUUUGCGCAUUUAAAGGAACUGAAAGCCCGUGGUAUUUUGCAGGGUAAUGCAACUUACUGUACAUACAUACCAAAGGUAGAAGCUGAGAAGAUAUUUCAGAUAUAUAGUCUAAUGGGAGACCAACGUAUCAACGAAUUAGAGUGGAGUGAAACGCUCAGUCUUGAUCCUUAUGGUUCAAGGGGUGAUUAUGGCAACUCGCGGUCGGGAUUUUCAGAAGGGAAUGAUGAACACGAGCCUGCUGGACUAAGCGUAGCAACUUUCAUUGUCGAUGGUGAAGAGGUUAUUUGUACGCCAGACGUACACAAGAUUGUAGACUAUUUAGAAGAGCAAAGUGCGUCACUCGAUUACCAUUUUAGGAAGCUUGGCAUUGUAAAGCAUCGCUAUACCUACUCACAGCUUCAUCAGCUGAGACGGCUGCAAAUUAUCAAAAGGCCAACGGUUUGUACUUACAUCCGCAAGAUCGACGUAGAACAGCUGCUGCUUAUGUAUGCAACAGAGCGCAAUAGGCCUAAGAUGCAGAGGAUCCACUGGCAGGAUGCAAUGCCUCUUCUAGCAAGUGAACAAGGCCCCCAGCCGACGAAUGAGAGCCCCAGUGCAAGCCCUGCAAACAACACUCACAACACUGAAGAAAAUAACAGCAACCAUCAUGCAUCUACACCAGAUUAUGAAAUGUCAGAUCUCUACAAAAUGUAUGUGAGUGAUAAGUGCCAUUCUGAGCCAGAUGGUUACAAUGAUGGUCAUGUUUCCAUGGCGACCGGGAGAAACCACAGGUCCAAUCAUGCAAUGACGUCGAUUGCCGACAUGCAGCAGACCAAUCCUCACAUCGACUGCCCAAUCGUCAUUCCAAAUGCUGACUUCGAUCCAAAGAACUGCUCAACUCCUCUCAACUUUGGGCCUUUGACCUCUUCUCAUGGAGUUAUCCGCUCAGAUAACAGAGAAGGUACCAGUUCACCUUUGAAAAGAAGAAUGUAUGAGAAUGAUGAUUCCCCAGCUUCUAAAAAACAGAAAGAGAGUGAAAUCAUUGAAAGACUUCUCAAAGACCUGCACAGGAAGGAAAAUGAAUUUCGGUAUCUGCAUGAUGCAUAUCAACGAGAAAUUAGCAUCGAGCGAGAGAAAAGAGUUGAGGUAGAAAGUGAACUCCACAAACUCAGAGAUGAUCUUGGCAUGGAAAGGCAAAUAAGAGAGAGACUGGAAGAUGAACUAAAGCACAUUAAAGAGGCUGCUGUAGAGGACCCUGCCACUAACUGAAGAAAAAAAGAAGGCCUGUAAAUACGAUAGAUAUAGGUACCCAGAAGUAACUUUGAUUGAUUGUUUGAUUGAAAUUAAUAGUAAUCACGUCGAAGUUUGUAUUCUAUUAAAAAGUUUCCUAAGAUAUUGAUCAACGCAGAAAUUAUACUUUUACCUUGAUAUUACGCUUUUACAUUACAUUCAACGCCUAGCUAUUUAUUUUCUCUUGCAGAAAACUAUUUGAAAACAAAACAGGAUAUGUAUUUUAUGGGUUUUGUAAUCCGUUUGUUCACCUGUAACUUCUUCUUGUACUGAUAAUCAACUGACAGCUUUUGAUUUGUGUAGAAUAUUGCCCCAAAUUACCAUAAAAAGAUGCAAUAUCUGAUGAAUCAGAAAGUAUUCACGCAGCAUGUAAUCAUUCAUUAGCCUAGCUUAAACCCUACCCAUCUUCCUGUUCCCAAACCCCCACCCACCCCGGUUCCUCCCAUCCCCCUCUUCUUAUCCAUCCGCCUGUCCCUCCUCUGUCCCCACCAAACUCCUGUCCCCUUCCAUCCUUCUUUACACGUAUUCACAGUCCAUAACCAUCUCUCUUUCCUGGAUGGACUUUUGCCAUGACAUUUCCCCUUCUUAACCUAUUUUUAGUCAUACCUUUAUUUUUGCACCAAUCGGUACAAGGUACAAUGUAGAUGAAGAGAACGCAACCAUUUUACCUCUUGCAAAAUUCACAAUAUUUGCUGUCGUUUUCUUGUUUGGAAAUGAUAAUAGCUAAUACUCCAAUGCCACGUCUGCAGUCAUAUGCUGCAAAAUGCUAUCAUUCGCAAUUCAUUUUAGCGAUAAAAACAGCUUGUUAUUGCUUAUGUUGGGCGUUACAGAAUUUUUAAAAAUCAUUUUGUAUAUCCCAUUGCUGCAGAAAGUAUUUAUGUGUGUAUUAACUCCGGAACUCCUUAUUUAUAUAGCUCACUAUCUCGACUAAGUUGCCAUGCUAGGCUGAUUCUACAGAAAGGUUAAGUUGGACUUGAUGCUGAUCAUUUCCCAGUAAUGCUAACGUAUACCAGUUAUAAUAAUCCCGGCUAAGAAAAGUUUUCAAGCCAUGUCCAACUUUAACUGCAGACCCCUAUCCGUGGAUUUGUCGUUUUGUCGCCGAAAAUAUAUCACAAUUAUCGAACUUCUCGUUUUUUUACCACAAAAAAUUGAUGUACGAUGCUUUGCACUUUGUCGAACAAUCUCCUGUAAAUCGCACUUUUUAAUAUAUGAUGUGGAAGUAUGUUUAGUCAUAAAUUAUCUUAUCUUUAAUACAGAUAUUGAUAUGAUUUCUUGCCUUAAUUACGAAUAUUUAUUUAUUGAUUAUUAUGUUUUCGUAA